Molecule: messenger RNA, 2230 nt
Organism: Phalaenopsis equestris
Lineage: Eukaryota; Viridiplantae; Streptophyta; Magnoliopsida; Asparagales; Orchidaceae
Product: pentatricopeptide repeat-containing protein At2g36730
Exons: 1
Coding region: 205-1806 (533 amino acids)
Biological process (GO): RNA modification
Molecular function (GO): RNA binding; protein binding
Source: RefSeq, a predicted model, not a curated record
AGGCAAUCGCGUGGGUAAUUAGCAGGAAAUCGCCUGCUCUAGCGUAGCAGCCCUUCCUGUUGGCAAAAACAUAGCAAGAGCGCUCUCACACAAUCUGGAUUCAAGUUUGGUGAUGAUUAGACGACCGUGAUCUCAGGCAGGUGAUUUUGUUUUCUGCAAUGUUCGGCCCAACACUUCCAACCAGAAUCUUACACAGAGCCUUCCAUGACCAAUCUCCGUACCGUUAUGCCUAUCACCCGCAUAAUCUCGCCAAAAACCCCUCGCCACAAUUCAAAUCCCAACUGUUCCCCCAAGCACCUCUGUCUUUCUCUCUUCAACUCCAUCUCUACAAUGCGCCAGCUCUUACAAAUCCAUUCCUACCUCCUCACUUCCGGUCUUCUCUUCACUGAUAAAUUUCUGGUCAGCGAAACCCUCCGUUUCUGCUCUCUUCACCCCUCCGGCGACCUCUCCCACGCCCGAGCACUCCUACUCCGCUGCCCGACCCCCAUGUCCUCAUCAUGGAACCAUGUUAUUCGAGGACUUUGUUUUAAUUCAUUCUCAGCUGAUGCAGUUGAUGUUUUUCUCGAGAUGCGCCGCCGGCAGGAGGCGACGCCUAAUGAGCUAACUUAUCCGUUUGUAAUCAAGUCGUGUAGUGAGCUGCAAGACAUUUGUGUUGGACGGCAAGUUCAUGCCGAUUCUAUCAAAAAUGCUGUGGAAUCUGUUGUUUAUGUCGGAAACACGUUGAUGCAUUUGUAUGGGUUUUUUGGGGAGGUCCAUGAUGCACGAAGGAUGUUUGAUCUAAUGUCUCAAAAAACCUUGAUUUCGUGGAACACAAUUUUAAAUGUUUAUGUUGGUAGUUUGAUGAUGGAAGAAGCGAUGGAAAUCUUUGGCAAGAUAAUAGAUAGUAACUUGGUGCUGGAUCAUACAACCUACCUCAUUCUUCUUUCUGCUGCUUCUUUGAUGGGGAGCUUGGGGCUUGGAAUGUGGGUUCAUAGCCAGAUCAUUUAUAGAGAGAUUGAAGCUUGUAUGAAGUUAGGCACGGCACUAGUGCACAUGUAUGCAAAAUGUGGAGCUCUGGAUUUUGCGUCCAUGAAAUUUGAAAGAAUGGUAGUGAAAAAUGUAUGGACUUGGACUGCUAUGAUUCUCGGUUUUGCUCAACAUGGUUGUGCCCAUGAGGCACUCAAGCUAUUUAAGAAGAUGAAGAAAUCUUCAAUUGAGCCCAAUUAUGUGACAUUUCUGGGAGUGCUCUGCGCUUGCAGCCAUGCAGGAUUGGUAGAAGACAGCCAUCGAUUCUUCCAUGAGAUGGCUCAUGUUCACAACAUCAAACCUGAGAUGUCACAUUAUAGUGCCAUGGUUGAUGUGCUUGGACGGAAAGGUCUUCUUCUUCAAGCUUACAAUUUUAUCAAAAAUAUGCCUUUGGAUCCUGAUGCUGUGGUUUGGAGAACUCUGCUCAAUGCUUGCCAGCUACACAUUAAUGGAGAUGGCCAUAGUGUUGGAGAGGCUGCAAUGAAGGUUUUGCUUGAGCUUGAGCCGAACAGAUGUGGGAACUAUGUGAUUGUUGCCAACAUGUAUUCGGAGCUCGGAUCAUGGGAGGAGGCUGCUAAGGUUCGAAGGAUAAUGAGAGAAGAAGGAUUGAAGAAGAUAGCUGGAGAGAGUUGCAUUGAGAUUAGUGGGUCAAAUUAUAGGUUUCUAUCUGGGUAUGAUUUUUCUAUUGAGAGUAAGGGAAUUUAUCAAUUGAUAUAUGGGAUGAACUUGAACAUGAAAAAAAUUGAGCUUGCAGAUUUUGAUACUUUUAUACAACUUCAAAAUCUUUUGUUUGAAAAUUGAAAUCUCUUGUGCAUACAUGUGCUUGGAAACAUAGUUGUUGCUUUCAUAUAAUUCCGACACCUGGGGUACGUAUGAAAUUAAUGAAUUAUUAAUAUGGAGUGUCAGGAAUGAGGGUUUCUUGACGAGUCGAAUGAUUUUAGUUGGUUGAAAGAUAGAUGGAAAGCCAACAUUGAGCAGUGAAGCUUGGAAUUCCUGUUAAAACUCUUGCUAACGACUAGCAGUGAUUAUGGAAAAUAGCUUAAUUGCUACUUCGAAGGCUCCAUUGCAGAUGUAUCCGGUAAUCUUUUUCAUCCUACUAUAGAUGCAAUUAAUCAAGGAUUAACCUAAUACAAGGACAUAUUAGCAUUUUCAUUGUGCUAUUUAUGUUUUAGAUGAAAAAUAACUAGUAGUAUUCAAUACAAAAGUAAUUAUUAUUCUUAUUUUU